Molecule: messenger RNA, 3568 nt
Organism: Cynara cardunculus var. scolymus (artichoke)
Lineage: Eukaryota; Viridiplantae; Streptophyta; Magnoliopsida; Asterales; Asteraceae
Product: nuclear pore complex protein NUP96
Exons: 7
Coding region: 225-3362 (1045 amino acids)
Biological process (GO): nucleocytoplasmic transport
Cellular component (GO): nuclear pore
Molecular function (GO): structural constituent of nuclear pore
Source: RefSeq, a predicted model, not a curated record
GCUUCUGCUCAGUAGCCGGCGCCGAGUUCGCUCACUCUCAGUCUGUUCCGCCGCUCCGGCCAGUUCUUUUGACUCUCACUCUUUUAAGCUCUCACACUCACUUCGUCACUCUCUCAAUCUCUCAUUCAGUUUGACUCAAAGAUCUGAUCAACAGAAAACAUGGCAGGGAGUUUUUGAAGAAUCUUGCUGGUGAAUAACUUGGGUGCAGUAAACAUCAAUUUGAAAUGGGUGUUAAUUUGGAUGCUCUAGACUCAUUUCGUCAGUCACUUGUUGCUCAAUCUCAAUUCAAGAAAAGAAAAGUAAUUUUGGAUAGCGAUGAUGAUUCUUCAGCUUGUUCAGUAUCAUGUGAGAUCGAAACUUCCCUGCCUACUCUGCAAGCUUCUGAUUAUUUCAUGGAACCUUGUUUGAGUGAAUUGGCCAUGAGGGAACUCAUGGAUCCAGGUCAUUGCAGCAGGGUUCAAAACUUUACAGUUGGUAGAUAUGGUUACGGAACUGUUAGGUUCUUGGGGGAAACUGAUGUCAGAUGGUUAGAUUUAGACCAGAUUAUCAAGUUCAGGAGGCAUGAGAUUGUUGUGUAUGAAGAUGAAGCUGCCAAGCCUGUGGUUGGUAAGGGACUUAACAAGGCUGCUGAAGUAACUUUAGUGCUACAAAUAAACUCAGCGAAAUUCAGCAGAGAAGGUCAAGUAAUAGAGAAGCUGCGGCUAAGUGCAGAAAGGCAAGGAGCAAAGUUUAUUUCUUUUGACCCAAACCAAAGAGAAUGGAAAUUCUCUGUUCACCAUUUUAGCAGGUUUGGUCUGAGUGAUGAUGAAGAGGAAGAUGUUGCAAUGGAUGAUGUGGAUGCAGAGGUUCAAGAACCAGUUACGAAUAAUGAUAGUGAUGGUUCUGAUCUUGAUGAAGAGCGUGCCUUAGUGGAUCCACGUCUACUUUCCCAUUCCCUUCCUUCACAUCUUGGUCUUGAUCCUGUUAGAAUGAAGGAAAUGAGAAUGAUGAUGUUUCCUGCUGAGGAGGAAGAAGAGGAUGAGGAAUUAGACGGAAGAUUUUCACACCAUAGGCUGCCGUUUGGUAAGGAACAUAUGAAAUCUCCGAUACAGCACGCUUCUAGCAAAACAGUGCAAAGAUCCAGCCCCCCAGCAAUUCGGAAAACUCCACUAGCUUUGCUUGAGUACAAGCCGGGCAGUUUUGCUUCAAGCCCUAAUGGGUCUAUUUUAAUGACCCAACAAAACAAAGGCCUUCCUUUGACAAUAACAAAGGUUCAAGGAUUUAAGCUGGAACUGAAGGAAACACCAGUAACAGGAAGCCAUUCUCGGAACAUAGUUGAUGCAGCAUUGUUCAUGGGAAGGUCAUUUGCUAUAGCCUGGGGUCCAAAUGAUCUUCUUCUUCAUUGUGGUUCUACUGCUGGCAAUAGUCUUCAGAAGCGGGAAUUGUCUUCUACUAUAAAUUUAGAAAAAGUUGCAAUUGAUAAUGUCAUAAGAGAUGAAAAUAACAAAGUACGGGAGGAACUUAUUGAUUUGUGUUUUGAUUCUCCACUAAACUUUCAUAAAGAACUAAAUCACGAAACAAAGGAAGUUGUAGUUGAUUCAUAUAAGAUAAAGGUUCAGAAGCUUGUCUGUGACCGCUUGACACUUUCACGUGUAUGCCGGAGCUAUAUAGGAAUUAUUGAGAAGCAAUUGGAGGUACCUGGAUUAUCUUCUUCGGCUCGUGUGGUGUUAAUGCACCAAGUGCUUGUUUGGGAACUGAUAAAGGUUCUUUUCUCCUUGAGGGAAACGAGUGAGCAAUCAAAUUCUGUGGGGCAUAACCAUGAGGAGUACAUGCUGAACAAUUCCAAGGAAAGUUCAUUAGAUGCUGAUGAUGAAGCACUCCCUUUGAUCCGAAGAGCAGAAUUUAGUUACUGGUUGCAAGAGAGUGUCUGCCACCGUGUACAAGAUGAAAUAAGUUCCUUGAAUGAUUCAAGUGAUCUGCAACACUUGUUUUUGCUCCUAACUGGUCGACAACUUGAUGCAGCUGUAGAACUGUCUGCUUCUAGGGGAGAUGUGAGACUUGCUUGUCUGCUGAGCCAAGCUGGUGGGUCCACCGUCAAUCGUACUGAUAUUGAUCGACAACUUAAUCUUUGGAAAACCAAUGGUCUAGAUUUCAAUUUUAUCGAGAAAGACAGAAUAAGGCUUUUGGAGUUGCUUGCUGGUAAUAUUCAUCAAGCUUUGGGUGGCAUGAAUAUUGACUGGAAAAGGUUUUUAGGAUUGUUGAUGUGGUACCAGCUUCCACCCGAUUCUGAUUUGACCUCCAUUUUCCAAAGCUAUCAGCGCCUUCUUGAAGAUGGAAGGGCCCCAUAUCCAGUUCCUGUUUACAUAGAUGAAGGGUUGGUAGAAGAUGGUGUAAGUUGGAGCCCUGGUGACCGUUUCGAUCUUGCAUAUUAUCUUAUGCUUCUUCAUGCUAGAGAAGAAAAAGAAUCUAGUAUCUUGAAGACCAUGUUUAGUGCAUUUGCUUCAACUCAUGAUCCACUUGAUCACCAUAUGAUUUGGCAUCAGCGUGCAGUGUUAGAAGCAGUUGGCACAUUUAGUUCUGAUGAUCUUCAUGUUCUUGACAUGGGACUUGUUUCCCAAUUGCUAUGCUUAGGACACUGCCAUUGGGCCAUCUACAUUGUGCUCCACAUGCCAUAUCGUGAUGAUUAUCCGUAUCUGCAAGCUCGUGUUAUCAGGGAAAUAUUGUUCCGGUAUUGUGAAACGUGGAGUGCUCAAGAGAAACAACGCCAGUUUAUUGAGGAAUUGGGUGUUCCAUCAGCUUGGUUGCAUGAGGCCUUGGCCGUAUAUCAUGCUUACUACAGAGAUUCUUCUAAGGCCCUUGAACACUAUCUUGGAUGUGCCUUUUGGCAAAAAGCACAUUCAACCUUCAUAUCUUCGGUUGCCCAUUCUUUGUUCUUGUCAGGCAAACACUCAGAGAUAUGGACGCUUGCAACUUCUAUGGAAGACCAUAAAUCCGAAAUUGAGAAUUGGGACUUGGGAGCUGGAAUUUAUAUAUCGUUUUAUACACUUAGAAGUUCUUUGGAGGAUGAUGAUGAUACAAUGACCGAACUGGCUUCUCUUGAGAACAAAAAUGAUGCAUGUAGAGACUUCUUUAGUCGCUUGAAAGGGUCUUUGGCAGUCUGGGAAAGCUGCUUGCCUAUUGAUGCCAGAAUGGUGUAUGCAAAGAUGGCAGAGGAGAUUAGUGAUCUACUUGUAGCCGAUUCUGGCGAAGGGUCGACCACCGAGGUUAAGCUAAGCUGUUUCGACACCAUAUUCGAGUCUCCCAUCCCUGAAGACCUUCUUUCAUGCCACUUACAGUCCGCGAUAUCGCAUUUUACCUUGCAUCUUAUGGAAUCGGCCUCGUAACAUAACAUAAACUCAUCUUCAGCAAAACCGAAUAUUUGCCUACAAGAACAAAAAAGGCUCUUUCAUCUUGUAUUGUUUGUGUAAACACCAUUUGUGAGCCAAAUUUUUGUAAUUAAUGCUUGUAAUGAGGAAUUUACAAGGACGGUAAACUCGUAUUUGUGUUCGACUCAUAUAUGUGUGAUACGGAACUGAUAUAUGCGUUUGCA